Messenger RNA from Oldenlandia corymbosa var. corymbosa, 6234 nucleotides. NCBI's taxonomy places the organism in Eukaryota, Viridiplantae, Streptophyta, Magnoliopsida, Gentianales, Rubiaceae. The record is from the annotation of a GenBank genome assembly.
AUGCAUUCACGGCUUCGUUUUAUCUUAGCAUAUUCAAGGAACCCCAAAUUCAAACCUUCACCACCAUCAUCAUCGUUUCAGUUCCAUUCUGCUAUCUCUUCCUCAACGGUAGCACCAGUUCCCACUGAACCAUCAAGUAGACGAAUUCCGAGUAUUCUUCCUCCACCCGUGUUUUUGUUCAAUUUCAUUUCUGGGUUUAGAAGCCGGAGCUAUUCUGGCUACGCCGUUGAACAGUUCUCCGAUGAUGAGUACGAGUGCGAUUAUGACAGUCACCCGGCAUCAUCAUCGGUGGCCAAUGUUGAUGAGUGGAAAUGGAAGCUUGAUAUGCUGUUACGAAAUGAAAAGGAUCAGGAAAUUGUAUCUCGGGAUAAAAGGGACAGACGAGAUUUUGAGCAGAUAUCGAAUCUGGCUAAACGGAUGGGGCUUUAUUGUCAAGUAUUUGGAAAAGCUGUAGUUGCAAGCAAGGUUCCUCUACCAAACUACCGGCCAGAUCUUGACGAUAAAAGACCUCAGAGAGAGGUAGUCAUUCCAUUAGGUUUGCAAAGAAGAGUAGAAGCUUUACUUCAGGAACAUCUUGAUCGAGAGCAGCUAAGUUCUGCAUUGUGCAUUGAGGCUUCAGGUGAAAGUAAAUCCACUAACCAAAUUGAAGAUGUCAAUCCUGAUGAAAAUCCAGAUUCCUUUCUUGAUGGAUCUGUUAUGGAGAAAGUUCUCCAGAGACGGAGCUUACGCAUGCGCAAUAUGCAGAGGGCUUGGCAGGAAUCACCAGAAGGCAGAAAGAUGCUAGAUUUCCGUAAAUCUCUUCCUGCAUUCAGGGAAAAGGAAAGGAUACUUAAAUCUAUUGCUAAUAAUCAGGUGGUUGUGAUUUCUGGAGAAACUGGAUGUGGAAAGACCACCCAGCUUCCUCAAUACAUCUUAGAGUCAGAAAUAGAAUCUGGCCGUGGAGCAUUUUGUAGCAUCAUCUGUACACAGCCACGCCGAAUAUCUGCUAUGGCGGUUUCAGAGAGAGUGUCUACAGAGAGAGGAGAACCUCUUGGAGAAUCAGUUGGCUUUAAAGUACGAUUAGAGGGAAUGAAGGGUAAAAAUACACAUCUACUUUUCUGCACAAGUGGUAUUUUACUCCGUCGUCUCUUGAGUGACCAUAAUCUGAGUGGCAUUACUCACGUCUUUGUGGAUGAAAUUCACGAGCGUGGCAUGAAUGAAGACUUCUUGUUGAUUGUACUGAAGGAGCUUCUUCUACGACGCCCAGACUUAAGAUUGGUUUUGAUGAGUGCUACUCUGAAUGCUGAUCUUUUUUCCAGUUAUUUUGGAGGUGCACCAAUAAUUCACAUUCCGGGUUUUACUUAUCCUGUAAGAGCUCACUUUCUUGAAGAUGUGCUGGAAAUGACGGGAUACAAGUUGACUUCGUUCAACCAAAUUGAUGAUUAUGGCCAAGAGAAAGUAUGGAAGACACAAAAACAAUUAGCACCACGGAAAAAAAAGAAUCAGAUUACUGCUCUUGUUGAGGAUGCACUGAAUAAUUCAAAUUUUGAGAAUUAUAGCUCCAAGGCACGUGAUUCACUUGCAUGCUGGACGCCUGAAAGUAUUGGUUUCAAUCUUAUAGAGGCUGUUCUCUGCCAUAUAUGUCGGAAGGAACGUCAGGGUGCUGUGCUUGUUUUCAUGACCGGUUGGGAGGAUAUCAGUUGUCUUAGGGAUCAAAUCAAAGCACAUCCACUCUUAGGAGACCCAAAUAGGGUGCUUCUUCUCACAUGUCAUGGUUCAAUGGCUACCGAUGAGCAGAGACUCAUAUUUGAGAAGCCACCUCCCAAUGUUCGUAAAAUUGUACUUGCAACCAAUAUGGCUGAGGCAAGUAUUACAAUCAAUGAUGUCGUUUUUGUGGUCGACUGUGGCAAAGCCAAGGAAACGACCUAUGAUGCAUUAAAUAACACUCCAUGUUUACUACCUUCUUGGAUAUCUCAAGCUUCUGCUCGACAAAGAAGGGGUAGAGCUGGUCGUGUGCAGCCGGGAGAGUGCUAUCACCUCUAUCCUCGAUGUGUAUUCGAAGCUUUUUCUGAGUACCAACUUCCUGAAUUGUUGAGGACUCCCUUGAACUCUCUCUGCUUGCAAAUUAAAAGUUUACAAGUCAAAAGCAUCGGGGACUUCCUCUCAUCCGCUCUUCAACCGCCUGAGCCUUUGGCUGUGCAAAAUGCUGUUGAUUUUCUGAAGAUGAUUGGUGCAUUAGAUGAAAACGAGAAUCUUACGCACCUUGGUGAAUUUCUAUCGGUGCUUCCUGUGGAUCCCAAACUUGGGAAAAUGCUUAUAAUGGGUGCUGUCUUUCGUUGCUUUGACCCUGUAUUGACAAUUGUUGCUGGCCUUAGUGUUAGGGAUCCCUUCCUAUUGCCUCAAGAUAAAAAAGAAUUGGCAGGAACAGCUAAAUCCAGAUUUUCAGCAAAAGACUUUAGUGACCAUAUGGCUCUUGUUCGUGCCUAUGAAGGCUGGAAAGAUGCAGAAAGAGAAGGAUCUGCGUACGAGUACUGUUGGAAGAAUUUCCUCUCUGCUCAGACCCUUCAAGCAAUCCAUUCUCUUCGUAAGCAGUUUACCUUUAUUUUGAAAGAUGCUGGACUGUUGGAUGCAGAUGGAAUAAUUAACAAUAAAUUAAGUCACAAUCAAUCUUUGGUCCGAGCAGUUAUCUGCUCUGGCUUAUUUCCCGGGGUUGCAUCAGUAGUGCACAGGGAGACAUCAAUGUCUUUCAAGACGAUGGAUGAUGGCCAGGUCUUACUUUAUGCGGUCGAUAUUGCUUCAUGGAUCAUGUUGGUUGUGUUCUCUUCGCUAGUGGGGAAAGAAGAGUAUAUGAAAUACAAGGACCCAAAGCAACCUGUAGCUGCCAGGGUGAAGGAUCUUUUGGGUAGAAUGACUUUGGAAGAGAAGAUUGGGCAGAUGGUUCAGAUUGAUAGAGGUGUUGCCACACCUGAUGUCAUGAAAAAUUAUUACAUUGGGAGUGUGUUGAGUGGUGGGGGGAGUGUGCCAUUGCCUCAGGCUCGUGCUUCAGAUUGGGUUAACAUGGUGAACGACAUUCAGAAUGGAUCAUUAUCCACACGUCUUGGGAUACCUAUGAUAUAUGGGAUCGAUGCAAUUCAUGGACACAACAACGUAGUCAAUGCAACUAUCUUUCCUCAUAACAUUGGCCUUGGUGCUGCAAGGAAAGUAAUGGAUCCUGAACUUAUGCUGAGGAUUGGUGAAGCAACCGCUCUUGAAGUCAGAGCAACUGGGAUUCCUUAUACCUUUGCUCCUUGCAUUGCUGUCUGCCGAGAUCCUCGGUGGGGUAGAUGCUAUGAAAGUUAUAGUGAGGAUCCAAAGAUCGUUCGAGAAAUGACAGACAUCAUUGUUGGGUUGCAAGGGGAAAUUCCCAAUGGUUCACGAGUGGGUGUCCCAUAUGUUGCCGGAAAGAAUAAAGUAGCUGCUUGUGCAAAACACUUUGUUGGUGAUGGGGGCACUACUAAGGGUAUCGAUGAGAACAACACCGUGAUCGACAGACAUAAUUUGCUUAGUAUUCACAUGCCUGCCUAUUAUGACUCAAUCAUUAAAGGUGUCUCCACGGUUAUGAUUUCAUACUCCAGCUGGAACGGUAGGAAGAUGCAUGCAAACCAUGAAAUGAUCACUGGUUUUCUCAAAGACAGCCUAAACUUUAAGGGUUUCGUUAUCUCAGAUUGGGAAGGCAUUGACAGGAUUACCACUCCACCACAUGCAAAUUACACUUACUCCAUUGAAGCCAGUAUUCUGGCAGGCAUCGACAUGGUUAUGGUUCCUUAUAAUUAUACUGAGUUCAUUAACGGUCUCAGUCACUUGGUUAAGAAAAAGUUUAUACCAAUGUCUCGCAUUGAUGAUGCCGUGUCAAGGAUUUUGGUAGUAAAGUUUACCUUGGGACUUUUUGAGAAUCCUCUUGCUGAUCUUAGUUUAACAAAUGAACUCGGAAAACAGGAGCACAGGGAUCUGGCACGGGAAGCAGUAAGAAAAUCUCUUGUUCUGCUGAAGAAUGGAAAAAACGAGAGUAAUCCUUUAAUUCCCCUUGACAAGAAGGCAAAGAAAAUUUUAGUUGCUGGUAGCCAUGCAGAUAACUUGGGGUACCAAUGUGGUGGAUGGACAAUAAAUUGGCAGGGAUUCAGUGGCAACAAAAAUACCAGCGGCACGACGAUCCUUGCUGCCAUCAAGUCUACAGUUGACAAGGACACAGAUGUCGUCUUUGUUGAAAAUCCUGACAGUCAGUUUAUCAAGUCUAACGACUUUAGUUACGCCAUUGUUGUUGUUGGCGAAGCCCCUUACACGGAGACUGCAGGAGAUAGCCAAACUCUUACAAUGUUAGAUCCUGGACCGAGUGCAAUCACCAGCGUUUGUGGUUCUGUAAAGUGUGUUGUGAUCGUCAUAUCAGGUCGACCUAUUGUAAUUGAACCAUACCUGUCGUCCAUAGAUGCACUUGUAGCAGCCUGGUUACCUGGCACUGAAGGACAAGGGCAAAUUAUUAACUUGAGAAACCAGGAACAUGCGAGAGAAGUAAAAAAAACACUUCCCGCGGGAAAGGAAAUUAAGGGUUUUGGAUCUGGGUUUAGAAUGGAAGAAGGAGGUAAAUAUUGGCUAAGAGCCAUUUCACCUUUGUGGAUUUUACAUAUCAUACACAAGCCCAUGCUCUCUGCAAUUUACUCAUCGAACUCAGUGGGUAAUGGAUAUUGUGCAUUUCGUAUAGUGAGUUAUGUUAAUUUUCCCAUUUUUGGUGUUUCAGAGUUUGCAGAUUUCAGUAGAAAAUGUGGUGGUCCGAAUGCCGAAAAUGUGGAAUCUUCAGAAUCUUGUGCUAUAAGGCCUUUGAAUGUCAAAGACCUUGUCUAUGGUCAUCAAUCUCUAAGCUUAAAAGAGUUGAGUACCAGAUAUCCAGGCAGGCACGCACAGAUUAUUGAACUGAUGCGCUUGUUGGGUCCUUUGAAUUCUCCAAUGCUUCCGAUAUUCAUAUAUGGAGGUUCUUCAACAGGCAAAACAAGUGUCGUUCUCAAUACAUUCUGUCAUCUUCGCCGCCCUUUUGCUUAUUCCAGCUGCAUUACUUGUUAUAGUCCUAGGAUAUUGUUUGAAUCAAUCUUGAACCAGCUGAUGCUUCAUAGGAAGAGCGAACAGAAUGGAUACUCGAAUACUUUGAAGGAGAAUGUGGAUAAGUCAAGUUCUAAGAAGUCAGCUAAACAACUUAAUGGAAAGAUGGUUUAUUUAAUAUUUGAUAAUGUAGACCUCAUCAGAGAAUGGGAUAAGAGCUCUAUUAUAUUGCCUUUUCUGUUUAAGCUUCAUGACAUUCUUAGGAUGCCUGAAGUUGGGUUCAUCUUUAUCAGUGGUACUUCACCUGAUACAUACUACUCCGACACGGGCUUUACAGAACCUGUGCCUCUGUACUUUCCUGAUUACACAGAGGAUGAUCUUCGCCAAAUACUCUUGAAAAGUCAAGUAAACGCCAAUUUGUACUCCUCAUUUCUCGAUGUGGUACUGAGACCAUUUUGCCGAACUACCAGACGUCUUGAUGAAUUGUCAACAGCAUUAGCACCUCUAUUUAAAAAGUAUUGCGAGCCUCUUGGUGAAUUGCAAGCUGUCCCUGAUGAGGAUAUGAAGAGAAAAUUGUUUGCUCAUUUACAGAGGCAUAUUGCAGCGUCCCUGAAUGAGAUAUUUAGGGUUUCAUUAGAACCUACCUUGGACAACAAUAAGCAGAACACUUUUAGAAAGUCGGGAGCCUGUGAAUCUAAAGAUGAUAUGGACUUCCAUAUGUCUAUUUCCGGGAAAUAUCUACUUAUUUCUGCAUUUCUUGCGUCAAGAAACCCAGCCACUCUUGAUGCAUCUUUAUUUGAUUCAACUGGAGGCUCUGACAACAGAAAGCGAAAGAGGAAGAGCUCUGAGAAGUCAUUGGAACUCAAGGAAAAUGCCGAACAGGAAGUGCUCAUGAAAGGGCCUGGAACUUUUCCUUUGGAAAGGCUAUUAGCAAUAUUUCAGUGUCUCACAUCUGUCGCAGAUUACUCUCUAGAUGAGGAAAGUCUGGGAGAUGAAGGUGAUACCAAUCUCAUGUCUGAUGUUCUCUUGCAAGUAUCAAGCCUUUGCAAUGCUAAUUUCAUCACAAAGGGAGGAAGUUGUCCAUUAGAUGGUUCAAGAAGAUAUCGAUCUAAUGUGUCCGAAGAUAUAGCUUUGAAGGUAGCAAGGAGUUUGAAAUUUCCUUUGUCGAAGUACUUGUACAGAAGAUGA